AUGAACCCAAAUAAUCUAAGUAGCGGUGCAAUGUACUGCCCCUGUUGUAGGUGUAAGAAUAUAAAGCUGAAAAAUAAAGAGGAAAUACGAAGUCACUUAACAAACUGUGGGUUUUACGAGGAAUAUAAACAUUGGUCCUAUCACGGGGAAGGCCGUAUUGAAGAUGAAGUACCGGAUGUGCAUGUCGGUACUAGUCAUGGUUUCAGGACAGAAGAUAUAGAAAAUUUACAAACUAAUAUUGGCCCUGACCAUCCCGAAUAUGAUAUAAACAAUGAUGGUGAAGAUGAUACGACAGAUGAUGUCCAAGAUGCAACUGAGAUCGAAGAUGUUGAUGGCCCAGAAGGUUUUGAAGAUGCUCAUGUUUCUGAGGACUUGGAUCGAAUAAUGAAGCUAUUAGAGGAUAGUGAAAAGGAUCUGUAUGAGGGUUGCACCGAGUACUCCGGAUUUUCAUGUGUGUUGGAGCUCUUGCAUAUUAAGAGCCUCAGUGGAAUGGCAAAUACUUCUUUUGUUCUUCAUUUGAAGUAUCUGGCUUGUUAUAUUGAAGAUGGGAACUACCUCAGUGGAAUGGUUCAUCAAGCUCUGAACAAUAAACAUCAUGUAACAGAGAACUGGGAGCAAAGGAAUACUAUUGUCUUGAGGGUUACCCUGGAGCAUGGCACUAUGUUUUCAACAUAAAGGUUGAGUCCGUGCUCAAACAAUGGCGGCAUGAGCUGAAGAGCUCAACAUAUGAUAAUAUACAGCAGAUUAGCAGAGGUUUUUAAAUGUCGAUGAUAGCGUGGACCUCGAUCAUUUCACGGCUCUUCUUUUCUAUUGGGAUACCGAGUCAGCACAGAAUAAAUCUAGGAAGGGCUCGAUGAAUCGACAUAGCAAGCGCAAGCUUGACCACCACUUGGGAUCGACGUCGUUUGCCAAUCUUGAGUAUGGUUAUCACUGUUUUAAAAAACCUCCGCCUAGUCUGCUUAGGCGUACGCCUAAACCUAGGCGGUACCUAGGCCGCCUAACUAGCGCCCACCGCCUAGACAGUAUUUAGGCUACCACCUAGAUUUUACGAGCGUUUAGGGGAGCAUUAUCUGCUUACGUAGA
Asparagus officinalis (garden asparagus) is the source of this 1083-nucleotide messenger RNA. RefSeq lists its product as uncharacterized. NCBI's taxonomy places the organism in Eukaryota, Viridiplantae, Streptophyta, Magnoliopsida, Asparagales, Asparagaceae. The record is from RefSeq and is a predicted model, not a curated record. The transcript has 3 exons. The coding region runs from base 1 to 675 and encodes 224 amino acids.